AUGCCUUGCUGGUAUUUUGAGAGGAAAGAGAUUAAAAACUCUCCAUCAUUUCGUGAUGGUAUUGACACUGCAACGGAAAACAGAUACAGAAGGGAAGGUGCUCGGUUUAUUAUUGAUGCUGGUACAAAAAUGGGACUAUUGUAUGAUACCUGUGCUACUGGAGUUGUUUACUUUCAUCGCUUCUACAUGUUUCAUUCAUUUAAGGAGUUUUACCGUUACGUUACAGCAGCUUGUUGCCUAUUUUUGGCAGGCAAAGUGGAGGAAACACCUAAGAAAUGUAAAGAUAUCAUAAAAAUUGCUCAGAGCCUUCUUUCAGCAAAUUCAUUUUCAAGAUUUGGAGAAGAUCCUAGGGAAGAAGUUAUGACUAUGGAAAGAAUUCUACUCAAAACUAUUAAGUUUGAUCUUCAAGUAGAACAUCCAUAUGGCUGUAUGCUUAAAUUUGCAAAGAACUUCAAGGGCGAUAAGGAAAAGACACAGAAAAUGGCUCAGAUGGCAUGGACAUUUAUUAAUGACAGCUUGUGUACCACUCUGUGCUUGCAGUGGGAACCUGAAAUUGUAGCAGUGUCUCUUAUGUAUCUUGCUUCACGCCUUACAAAAUUUGAACCAUCUGACUGGACUGGUAGAGAAAAUAAUAAAAGUAAAUGGUGGGAGGAUUUCAUAGAAGGAAUGUCAAUGGAAUUGAUGGAAGAUAUUUGUCACCAAGUACUGGAUCUUUAUUCAAGUAAGCAAAAAAAAGCCAUGGAAGGCGACUCACCACCACAAAGUCCUGUUAAUGGUACUAAACAGUUGAGCUCAUCACCACCACCACCUCCCCCACCGCCACCUGGAGAUAGGACACUUAAUAAAAGAAGAGCACCAAUACCAGUGGCUCAGCAUAUAACAUCACUGUCAGGAAAUCAUCCUGGUGGUUCCAAAGCUGAAUCCAGCGGUGGUAUUGAUUUCUCAUCGUAUAACCCUUAUGUUUCCUCACAGAUGUAUACAUCAUCAUUUAUGUCUCAGGAAGGUUCACAAAACAUUCAGUCUAUUCUGGCAGGCAAUGCACCGCCACCACCAGGAAAUGUAUAUUCAGAUCAUACUCAUCAUUCACAGUCCACAGAUACAUCCCAGUAUCCACCUGCUAUUCAGCAGACAGAUAUUACAUAUUCCUAUCCUCCCCCACCUCAGACUCAAUAUGCUGCACCUCCAUCACUUUCUCACCCACAUUCAUAUACUUCUAUUCCCAGUGUAGUCACUUCUACAGGGGCUUCAUAUGACCCAUAUGCUGCCCCACCAAACCCAACACCAUUCUCUGCUUCUUCUUAUCCACCACCUCCUGUGCCACAACAACCAUCACAGCAUUCAUAUCCACAACCUUCUGUACCACCUCCACAGUCCUAUGGUGGUUUCUAUUCACCAGCAAGCCAUUCUUCUUUACCAGCAUCUCAGCUUGUCCCCCCUUCAAGACUUCCAGGGUAUCCCCCACAGGCCUCAUCAUAUCCGUCAUAUCCUCAGUCGACAGUACCCACACAAAAUUAUGGACAGUCUCGUAAUCAAGUCAGUUAUCAGAAACAUGGAAAGCACAGUGGUGGGGGUCAACGUAAAGACACACAUACUCUGACUGAAGUCAAAAUUAGUGGCCGGAAUAAGCAAAAUUAA
Messenger RNA from Candidula unifasciata, 1635 nucleotides. The record is from the annotation of a GenBank genome assembly. Lineage: Eukaryota; Metazoa; Mollusca; Gastropoda; Stylommatophora; Geomitridae.